Messenger RNA from Aspergillus melleus, 942 nucleotides. RefSeq lists its product as uncharacterized. NCBI's taxonomy places the organism in Eukaryota, Fungi, Ascomycota, Eurotiomycetes, Eurotiales, Aspergillaceae. Bases 1 to 942 code for a protein of 313 amino acids. The record is from RefSeq and is a predicted model, not a curated record. Gene Ontology annotation, molecular function: transmembrane transporter activity. The transcript is spliced from 11 exons. Gene Ontology annotation, biological process: transmembrane transport.
AUGGCUGGCCAACAAGCUUCCGUCUCGGUCUCAUCCGACAAUGCGCCGGAACACAAUGAAAAGAAAGUAUGGUAUCACAGCACGCUUUUCAAUGCAUUUAUCAUCGGAGGAGUGGGCUUUAUGGCCCCGGGUCUGUGGAAUGCCAUGAAUUCCUUGGGUGCGGGCGGUGCGCAAUCGCCGUAUUUGAUUAAUGCCGCCAAUGCGCUGGUGUUUGGUCUCAUGGGCUUUCUAUGUCUUUUUGGCGGCCCCAUAGCGAAUCGGAUUGGAUUGAACUGGACACUUCUACUAGGAGCGGUUGGAUAUCCGAUCUAUUCGGCUGCCUUGUAUACGAACAAUCGCUAUGGAAAUGUGUGGUUCGUGCUGCUUGGAUCCGUUGCAUGCGGAUUAUCAGCGGGUCUUUUCUGGGCUUCCGAAGGUGCUGUAGCUCUGGGGUAUCCAGAGCCAGGCAAACGAGGCAGAUAUAUGAACAUCUGGCUCUGGUUCCGCACCGGUGGCCCCUUGGUUGGCGGAGCCAUUCUUCUUGCUCUGAACCACUCCGCUGAUGCCAAGAGCAAGGGCAAAGUCGGCUCACAGUCAUACCUCAUAUUCGUCGCCUUGCAAUGUCUCGCAACUCCCCUAGCAAUUUUUCUAUCACCACCUGAAAAGGUUCAGCGGAGCGACGGAAGUAAAGUGAAAAUCGUUGUUCAGGACUCGUGGCGUGCGGAGAUGCUGGAGCUGUGGAAACUCUCGCGCCGCAAAGAAGUCGCCUUGCUGUUACCGGUAUUCUGGGCAGCGUACUUCAAUCAGUACUCGUCAAACUUUCAAACUUACUACUUUGGCGUCCGAGCUCGCGCUUUGAUUGGAUUUGUCAGCAAUUUCUCCAACCUUAUCUCCUCGGGGAUAAUCAGUCGAUUCCUGGAUUACAAGGGGUUGUCAAUUAAGAAGCGCAUCACGUUUGGGUAG